This is a messenger RNA of Rosa rugosa (rugosa rose), 2833 nucleotides long. RefSeq names its product beta-galactosidase 3-like. The coding region runs from base 68 to 2695 and encodes 875 amino acids. Gene Ontology annotation, biological process: carbohydrate metabolic process. Gene Ontology annotation, cellular component: cell wall; vacuole. The transcript has 19 exons. NCBI's taxonomy places the organism in Eukaryota, Viridiplantae, Streptophyta, Magnoliopsida, Rosales, Rosaceae. Gene Ontology annotation, molecular function: carbohydrate binding; beta-galactosidase activity. The record is from RefSeq and is a predicted model, not a curated record.
UUUUCCCUAUUUUGUCACACUGUUCUCUCAUUCUCUCUUUGUAUGUGAGAACUGAAAAGUGAGAACAAUGGGAGCUAGAUCAGCUUUCAACUGGUUUCUGCUUUACAUGGUUUUCUUGUCUCCAUGUCUUCAGCUGACACAGUGCAAUGUUACCUAUGAUAGGGAGGCUCUUCUCGUCAAUGGACAGAGGAGAAUUCUCUUUUCUGGUUCCAUACACUAUCCUAGGAGUACUCCUGAGAUGUGGGAAGAUCUUAUACAGAAGGCAAAAGAUGGUGGCUUGGAUGUCAUAGACACCUAUGUGUUUUGGAAUCUUCAUGAGCCUUCUCCGGGAAAUUACACUUUUGAGGAGAGGUAUGAUUUGGUUCGGUUCAUAAAGCUGGUUCAAACAGCAGGGCUCUAUGUGCAUCUUCGCAUUGGACCUUAUAUAUGUGCAGAAUGGAAUUUUGGGGGGUUUCCAGUUUGGCUCAAGUAUGUUCCAGGCAUUAGCUUCAGAACAAAUAAUGAGCCUUUCAAGGCAGCAAUGCAGACGUUUACUCAGAAAAUUGUCCAAUUGAUGAAGGAUGAGGAAUUAUUUGAGUUUCAAGGUGGUCCCAUUAUCCUUUCUCAGAUUGAGAAUGAGUACGAGCACUUGAGCAAGGCUUUUGGGGAAGCCGGUCAUGCAUACAUGACAUGGGCUGCAGAGAUGGCUGUUGGAAUGGAUACUGGGGUCCCAUGGGUCAUGUGCAAGGAAGAUGAUGCCCCAGACCCUGUGAUAAACACUUGCAAUGGGUUUUAUUGUGACAAUUUUUCUCCAAACAAACCAUACAAGCCCACGAUCUGGACUGAGGCUUGGACUGGCUGGUUUACACAAUUUGGUGGCCCAAAUUACAAGCGACCUGUUGAAGAUUUAGCAUUUGCAGUUGCUCGAUUUGUUCAGAACGGAGGCUCCUUCAUAAACUAUUACAUGUACCAUGGAGGAACUAACUUUGGAAGAACUGCUGGAGGCCCUUUUAUUAUUACCAGCUAUGACUACGAUGCCCCCAUUGAUGAAUAUGGCUUGAUCAGGCAACCCAAGUAUGGUCACUUAAUGGAACUCCAUAAAGCUGUUAAGUUAUGUGAGAAAGCUCUGCUAAAUGCUGAUCCGACUGUUACAUCCUUAGGGAGAUAUCAACAGUCACAUGUAUUCUCUUCAAAGCCAGGAGGUUGUGCAGCAUUUCUCUCAAACUACAAUGCAAACUCAGCUGCAACGGUGACUUUCAAUGACCGAAACUAUGAGCUCCCUGCUUGGUCUAUCAGCGUCCUUCCAGACUGCGAAAAUGUUGUAUUCAACACUGCCAAAGUAAAUGAAAUAAACAAUGGUCUCUCUGCAAUGCUUAUUUACUAUUUUCCACAAAAUUUGUCUGACAUCAAAGUGGGAGUUCAGACAUCCCAAAAACAAUUUUUUCCCACCAACUCUGAGUUGUGGUCAUGGGAAACCUUCAGUGAAGACAUUGCUUCAUGGACUGGUGAUACAACUCUCACAGUCAUUGGUUUCUUAGAUCAGUUGAACAUCACUAGAGACUCCAGUGAUUAUCUAUGGUACACCACCAGUGUCGACAUAAGUCCAUCUGAAUCAUUUCUGCGUAGAGGUAAGCAUCCAAUUCUCACCGUGCAGUCUGCUGGGAACGCUAUGCAUGUCUUUAUCAAUGACCAGCUCUCAGGAUCAACUUAUGGGACUCUGCAAGACCAGAGAUUCACUUUUACAGGAGAUGUAAACAUGCAUGCUGGUGUGAAUAAAAUUUCACUUCUAAGUGUGGCUGUUGGAUUACCGAACAAUGGUCCUCACUUUGAGACAUGGAGCUUGGGAGUACUAGGACCAGUUGUUCUACAAGGAUUGGAUCAAGGAAGCAGAGAUUUAUCAGGGCAGACAUGGUCAUACAAGGUUGGGCUAAAAGGAGAAUCCAUGAAUCUCAGUUCUCCAACUUCCACCUCUGCAAUGAAUUGGACGAGGGUGUUUAUAGGGACACAGAAUCAACAGCCACUGACUUGGUAUAAGUGCUACUUGAACCCUCAGGCCAAUUUUGAUACACCUGAAGGGGAUGAGCCUUUGGCUUUGGACAUGGGGAGCAUGGGGAAGGGUCAAGUAUGGAUCAAUGGGGAGAGUAUUGGAAGAUACUGGACUAUUCAUGCUAAUGGUAACUGCAGCGCGUGCAGUUAUUUUGGUACAUUCAGGAUUAACAAGUGCCAAUUUGGUUGUCUCCAACCAACUCAACAAUGGUAUCAUGUUCCUCGGUCUUGGCUCAAGCCAUCUCAAAAUCUGUUGGUUGUUUUUGAGGAGCUUGCUGGCGAUGUUUCAAAGAUUGAUCUUGUGAAAACAUCCGUGAGGACCAUCUGUGCCGAGAUUUCUGAAAGUCACCCACUAGUUAGGGAAUUGGACACCAAGAGCCAAGGCAAAUUGAAAGAGCAAAAGAAGCCUAAACUUAGCCUAGAGUGUACAAAUGGGCACUCUAUUUCUGCUAUUAAAUUUUCAAGCUUCGGUACUCCAUCCGGAAGCUGUGGGAACUAUAAACAUUGUACCUGUCACGCUCCAAACUCUACCCCUGUGCUAAAUAAGAGGUGCGUAGGUAAGCAAAAGUGUUCAGUGACCGUAUCGAAUGCAAACUUUGGCAUGGACCCUUGCCCAGGCACAGUGAAAAAAUUAUCUGUGGAAGCUAUUUGUGCCCCUAUAACUACAUAAAUUGCCAGACCCAAUUUAAUGGUUUAAGGGAUCAAAGACCUUUCAACAAUUGUAUCAGUAAUAAAGCAGUGAGCUAGCGGCAAUGUAAAGUGGAACAUGUAUUUUUAUGGAAAUGCCAGUAUUGAUCUAUUUGUCUUU